This is a messenger RNA of Pelecanus crispus (Dalmatian pelican), 624 nucleotides long. The record is from RefSeq and is a predicted model, not a curated record. Lineage: Eukaryota; Metazoa; Chordata; Aves; Pelecaniformes; Pelecanidae.
AUGUCUUUUCGUGGAAGAGGAGGAAGAGGAGGUGGCUUCAAUCGUGGAGGAGGUGGCGGGGGUGACAGAGGUGGCUUUAAUCGCGGUGGACGAGGUGGCUUUGGACGGGGAGGUGGACGAGGAGGCUUCAACAGAGGCGGAUAUGACCAGGGGCCUCCGGAAAGGGUAGUUUUAUUGGGAGAGUUCAUGCAUCCGUGUGAAGAUGACAUUGUUUGUAAAUGUAAAACAGAAGAAAACAAAGUGCCUUAUUUCAACGCCCCAGUGUACUUGGAUAAUAAGGAACAGAUUGGCAAAGUGGAUGAAAUCUUUGGACAGCUGAGAGAUUUUUAUUUUUCAGUGAAACUGUCUGAGAACAUGAAAGCCUCUUCAUUUAAAAAAAUGCAAAAGUUUUACAUUGAUCCAGCAAAGUUGCUACCCCUUCAGAGAUUUUUGCCAAGGCCACCUGGAGAAAAAGGUCCUCCCAGAGGAGGUGGUAGAGGAGGACGUGGUGGUGGACGUGGAGGAGGAAGAGGCAGUGGUAGAGGAGGAUUUGGAGGAGGAAGAGGAGGAGGAUUCAGAGGAGGAAGAGGUGGAGGAAGAGGAGGAAGAGGUGGUGGAGGAGGCUUUCGGGGAAGAGGAUACUAA